AUGAAUGUACCCUCGAAACGUGAGGUUCAAAGCAGCAUAAUGAUCUUGCUCGAUCCUCUGAUCUCCUUGGCCUUGCAGGCCACCUGGUAUUGUUGCUCGUGCCACGAACACCUUGACUUGACAGAUGACCAGUUCUCAAAUAUGAAUAGGCUUGCCAGCUUCAGGAACCCCAGCACCGUCGUGAAGGUCAUUCCUCCAUUGAGCGCCUGCGCCUCCGGAGUACCUCGUCGUGAAGGUGGCAUCAUUCUUGGAGGAGUGGAAGCUGCACUAUUUCUUGGGCGAGGGAAUAGGAUCGAUCCAGUUGCUUGGAUUGUUGGAACUUGCGAUGGUGAUAGUGAUUGGUGUCUGAAAGUACCACUGUUCCUCUGUGCCCCUUCCGGCUCCUGGAGGUUGGACACCAUCGACGCCAAGGCAUUUUCUCCUGUGGCUUCUACAGGUCAGGAGGUCGUCAUCAUCUUCAGGCUAAUCCGAAGCCAGCAUCUUGAUGUCAAAUGGUGGCCUAUUUGCACAAUGGGCCAUUGCAGCAGCAAAUUCCCAUGUGCCUCUGCUGCUGGCAAAACUGGAAGAACAGACAUACUAGAAAACGCAAGUGGGAAACCGUCAGGCAAAAUCGGAUGUGAGGAGCUCCCGUCGAUGAUUCCUCAGCAAGUUGAACUGUCCAAACCAUUGGGUAUCAUGACCGUCGCCAUAAUCUUCAGUCUGUUGUUCUGUGAUGGCAAUGAGAUACACAAGUUCGCCCCCUCUUACUGGAGACAUUAUUUUGGUGAAAGACUUCAAAAGGGUGUAGGCCCUUUCCAUAUGACGAACCCACAAUCUGAGCUGAUCAUGGGCAUCAAGUUGCACAUCCCUUCUGGGGUGGAGCGUCACUGGAUCCUCGUGAUGAAAUCGAAUCAUUGGGGUUAUCAAUCUCCAAAGGAAUUCGUUGCUGCAGGUGACUUUUUGGUAUACAAGUUUCCCGUGUGGACAUGUGUUGCCGGAGCUUGGCUCGGCUUGGCUGAGCCACGCGAGCCAAGCCAAAAGUAG
Messenger RNA from Laccaria bicolor S238N-H82, 1023 nucleotides. RefSeq lists its product as uncharacterized. The record is from RefSeq and is a predicted model, not a curated record. The transcript has 11 exons. NCBI's taxonomy places the organism in Eukaryota, Fungi, Basidiomycota, Agaricomycetes, Agaricales, Hydnangiaceae. The coding region runs from base 1 to 1023 and encodes 340 amino acids.